Molecule: messenger RNA, 10133 nt
Organism: Procambarus clarkii (red swamp crayfish)
Lineage: Eukaryota; Metazoa; Arthropoda; Malacostraca; Decapoda; Cambaridae
Biological process (GO): regulation of DNA-templated transcription
Molecular function (GO): DNA-binding transcription factor activity, RNA polymerase II-specific; RNA polymerase II cis-regulatory region sequence-specific DNA binding
Source: RefSeq, a predicted model, not a curated record
UGACCUUCGACAAGCCGCCGACUUCCUGUCCUUGUCGAAGCCACUAGAGUGUUAAUUUCCCUCGGGUAAAUUCAGAUUAGUUUGAAAUGUAUAAUCGAAAAAUCUAGUUCGUUUUCGACAUUUUGUUUACGUCUGUGUUUGCUGCUAUGUAAAAGUGAAAAAUUGGGAGCGAGGCGUCGCCAGUUGGUGUUGUUCCGAGGGAGGCGGUGGUGCUGCGGGUCCUCUUGACCAAGGGACGUGAGAUUCAGCUCCUUUAGCCUUUCCUCGUAGCUCAUACCUCCAGUUCCGGGACGAGCUUGGUGGCAUCCUGCUGAAUCUUCUCAGUUCUCAGUUUCCAGGUUAUGUUUAUCAGAGAGACUCGUGUUAAGAAUUUUGCUGCAAUGAGAAGAAUACAAAAGAAACUGAACAAAUUUGAGAAAUUAUUGGUAUUACAGUAAACAGAGAGCAGCUGUACAGAUGGGUUCACUAGGCUGUCCACUGUGCUGCCAACAGGACUUUGUAUCUGUGGUGGCUUUGCACGACCACCUUCUCUACUACACCUAUCGGCCUCUCCAGUGUGCCAUCUGCAGUGCUCAUGUUGGUGGCAUCCAGGAGCUUACUCAUCAUCUUGAGAGGCACAUGGGAGAUGGGAUGCCCACAUUGCUGCAGACACACAGGAUCAAGCCAAUGAUACCAGUUGUAGACAAUUCCAAGCUAGAAUUGUUGAUUCAGGAUCAACCUGUGACAAAAGAAAAGACAUCUACCAGAGAUGUGUCAGGCUCCAAUCUAUGCAACCUAUUUAGCAACGAUGGUCAAGUGGAUAAUUUAAGAACUUCACUUAGUGAGGAACCUAUUGAACUUAUAUUACGGGCUUACUUUUGUCAAACUUGUGGCGCAAAGAUUGUAGGUAAAGAUGCUUAUUUUGUACAUGUUAAGGAACAUAGUGUAGUGCCAAGUAUUAAUGUAUCUCAGACAUUGCUUCCCAUUGUUGGAUCUUGUCCAGAAUCUACAUCCCCAGCUUCCCAAAGUGAAGCCAUUAGCUGCAACUUUGGUAGUGCUGUUUCCACUCCAGGUAAUAUAACAACAGAGACAGAAAACCUCAUGAUCAAUGAUACUGACGACCCCUCAGAAUGUCUGUCUGACAUUAUGGAAGAAAAGGACACAGCAAAUCAGCUCCGGAAACUACGUGAAUGGCAGUUGGAAAAACUUGGGAAAGGCUUUAAUAGGAAUAAAAUUUCUUUUGUCAGGUCUCCAGGGAUUUCAGAACUCAGCCCAAUUAGUGGGAAAAUAACAUAUGAUAAUAGUCCAAUGACCCCUAGUUCGAUUGGAAGAAGACCACUUAAUGAAAAUAAUCUUUCUCCUUGUUCAAGUAGACUAUCUGAUAAUUCGUAUACAUAUUCUGGUGGAAGGAAUAGUUCUUGUAACGCUCCAUCACUAAGUACUGAUCCAGGUACUGUGGAGAAACUUGAUUUAUAUAAUCCUCUUCCAUCAGUAGACAGAGAAGCCCCUAACACAAAACCCUAUUCAGGUGGUAGACCUGAUUAUUGUGUAGCUUCUCCUUUAACAGAUACUGACUCAUUAAACGUUAAUCCAUGUUCUGCAGAAAGAUUUGAUUCCUCAAAUGCAGUGACUCCUUCAGCUGAAGAAUCACUUGCUCCAGAUUCUAAUACUACAAGGAAGCAACCUGACUCUUCCCUCCAACUGGUGCAAUCAAGCAUUGACUUCCUCCAUAACAGCAUGCAGGACUUGUCUUCAAAUUUUUCGAAGGUUGAGCCCAACACAGUCACCAGUGAUGACACCAGCUCAUUAGAUUUUCUUGUGACUACUCCAUCAUCAGUGUCACAGGUGAAUUCAGUACAAACAGAAAGCAUUUCUCAGUCAGAUCAUGCCUUAUCACUGAGAGUGGAGACAGAGAUGCCUCUGUAUCAAAGCAUAGAUAAGCCUUGUGCUUAUGAAGAUGUACAAAAUGCUAUUAGUCAUCCUUGCACAUUUGAAACUUCAAUUGACAUAACUAACAUAGAGAGUCGUCCACAUCUUGAAAAUAUUGACCCACCAAUUUUUACAUUGUCGUCAUGGGAUUGUUCACAGCAGACUUCCCAAGAACUUAAACUUCAGUCUUUCUCAAAAACUGCUUCAUCUCUCCCAUUGUUUGAUAAAGUCCCUUGUGCUCAUGUAUUAGAAUCUUCGGGACAAAAAUCUGAAUUACAAGAGUCGAUACAUAAUGAUAUAUGUUCAAAUGUGCAGUUUCUCAAUUCUUCAGGAUCAUCCAGCCAAAGUUUAGUUUUAGGAAAAUCUAAUAAUUGCAAUGAAGUUAAAUCAAGUAAUAUAAAAUCUGUGGAAAGUAAUUUGAAAGAUUGCACAAAUCUAACUAAUUAUAAUUCAUAUAGUGAGCAAAUGCGCAGUACCGAAAUUCAAGAUAAUAGCACCGACAUCCUGUCUUGUGAUAAUGUAAAAGAAGCUCAUAUUUCUGACAAAGAAAUUGUUCAAUGUGAAGAAAAUUGUGAAACAGACAAUAGAAAACAUAUUCAAAGUGAUACUUCUGAAAUUGUAGCCAGUGAUGUACAUAUUCAAAGUGAUACUUCUGAAAUUGUAGCCAGUGAUGUACAUAUUCAAAGUGAUACUUCUGAAAUUGUAGCCAGUGAUGUUCCUACCAAUUAUGAUGAUUCUGGCAACAUGUAUACAGACUGUAUAAACCAGGUAAACCAUUUGCCAGAUGACCAUGAUAUUGAUAACAUUGCACAUCUCCCUGGUGAUGCAAUGCCUUAUUUUCAUAAAAAGUUUCAUCAUGAUCAGGAGAGAAAAGUAGUUGGUCAGUGUCCUGAUGUAAAUCGAUACAUUCACAGCUUUCAGUCUCUAUUAGUAAGUAAGUUGAAUGGCACUCUAAGUACAGAUAAUAAUCCAUUUGGGUCCAAUGGAAUUAAUCCAGAUAUGAGUGCAAAUACUGUAUGUAUAAUGCAAGAUAAUGACCCAGUAAAUCUGUCUUCCAAAGCACAGCAGCAGCCACAGAUAAAGGAAUAUGCGUGUGAAGUCUGUAAUUUAAAAUAUACAAGUCAAUCAACUUACAGAUUACAUUACAAAACCCAUGAAGUUGAAGGUCAGAAAAACUUUUCAUGUCAGUUUUGUGGACAAAGGUUUUUCAGAAAAUGCUCUAAGGACCUCCAUGAGAGGAAGCACACUGGUAGAAAGGUUCACCGUUGUGGAGAGUGUUUAAAAGUGUUUGCAAAAUUGUGUUCUUAUCUUCGACACCAGAGAGAAGUUCAUGCGCUGAGUAAAACAUUCAUAUGUGCAGAAUGUAGUAAAGCCUUUACUACGGAGAGACGUUUAAAGGAACAUAUUGGAGUGCAUCAGAGAGAAAAAGCUCAUAAGUGCAUUCAUUGCAAGCAUUCAUGUCAUACUGCUAGUGGGUUAAGAACACACAUAUUGGAACUCCACUCUGGAACACGGAAGAGUUCCCAUUCUUGUGAGGUUUGUGGAGCAAAGUUUGCCAAGCAGUAUGGACUGAAGCGACACAAGCAACGAAAACAUACAAAACAACAGUUGGCUUGUGAAAUUUGUUCUAAAACAUUUUCCUGUAAAGAGGAUCUUCUUCAGCACACAAAAUAUCACACAGAUCUAGAAACUUUGACAUGUAAGGAGUGUGAAAAAACUUUCACCACUUCUUGGGGCCUUCAGAGACAUUCAGAAUCACACCAAGAAACUACUUAUCAAUUCCAUUGUAAUAAAUGUUCAUUAAAUUUCACUAGAAAGGAUUCCCUUGUGUCUCAUCUUAAGAUUCAUGCCCAAAAGAGACCCUUUAUCUGUCACUGUGGAAGAAGAUUUCUUAGGAAAUGUCAAUUAAAAGAACAUGAAAACAAACACAGCAAAAUUGCUAAAUAUUCUUGUGAUACAUGUAAACAUUCAUUCAAAUUCAAAGUAUCAUUGAGAAACCAUAGUUGUAAACACAAAACUCCCUCUGAAUCAACAGCACAUGAAGAACAGAGCUAACUUAAACCUAACAUCAAAAUGUUCUUAUGUCAUAUUAUGCUUUCAGUGUAAAUCAUAAAGUCUUUCCAAAUGAUUCUCCCAGUGGGUACCUGAAGCUAUCUUGAAGUAAUCUCCAUAUGAAGCGAUGGAGAUUGCUCUAUACUAAAGGGUCGUAGAAAUUUAGUUUGACUUACUGGGGGACCAGAGUAAGAACCUAGCCCCUCCUCAUAGAGGUGCAAGGAGCUUUUUCCAGUGGGAUCUGCCACCCCACUGGAAAAAGCCACCACAAAGUCACCAAAGCCUUGAAACCGCCAAACAACUCUGCAAAUGAUUCACCUAGAACAAGGGACUCGUGCUAGCUUGAAGCAUAAUAGCAAUGAAUACUACUACCAGGUGGCCUAGCCCUCAACUGGCUUCCCUGCUGCUGAUGGGGCAGUGUUUGUUUCUGCCUGUAGUGUUCCAGUCCAUCAGUUGUGCACAAGCCCUGCCACCUCAAGCUAAAUGCUGGUCUUCCUUGAACUUUGUUUGCCCUGCAGAGGCCAUAUGCUUGUGAUGUUAUUCCUUAUUUUAGUAUUUGGUUCAUGUAUGUAUUUUUGUUCUGGCUUGUUGUGUGGGCUUGGCUCUUGCUUUCCUUCAUGCAGAAAUUGUUCAGUUUUCUUCCCCAAUUGCCUGAGAAUGCUGCCCUUGCACAGGCAUUUAUCUUCUGUAGUGUGUUUGGGGGUUUGUCCCUGAGAGGUCAGGCCACCAGGGUGGAAUGCCUCGCCUUGGGCAAAUCACAGAUCUUUGCUUCUUCUGUUUGGGCCCUUGGCUGGGGUCAUUUACUUGGUUGUGUUUGGGUGUACUGGUGUUUGCAUACUUGUUUAUACAACACAGCAUGGUUGCCAUUCAUAGCCUGGUUGGUUUUGACAGCAUUUAAUGGCUGUUCUUCCAGCAAGAAGCCUCAUUGCCUGGGAUUUCUGCUUGGUUACCUACUUUCAUGCCAUGGUAAUCACCUGCAGGUCUUUACCAGGGUCUGUUUUGGAUUGGUCCAUCAAGCUCAUCUUACUCGAGUGCAAGUUUGAAAGAUGCUUAUAGCUGAAGAUGCUUAUAACAUACAUCCUCGGGCUGGAAAGAUUCAUUUCCUGUUCGACCCUCUGCAUGACCAUUUUCACCUAAGUUUGCCUGCUAUUACAGGCUGGAGCUUGGACUGUGCCCUGGAACUCAAGGAUGCAUAUUGACAUGUCCUCAUUCAUCCCGGUUCAUUUUGUUGUGGGGCAUAAAGUUUACUACUUGAGUGUUUUUACCUUCUGCUUGAAACUGGUGCCUUGGGUGUACUGGUGUUUGCAUACUUGUUUAUACAACACAGCAUGGUUGCCAUUCAUAGUAUGUUUACUAGAUUAGUGUACAUCAGGGUAGCCCAGCUUCAUCUCUUAAAGAUUUGUGUGUUGGCAUACCUUGAUCAUUGGCUGGUCUGGGUCCCACCAGCCAAUCCCCAGUGGUUCAUUGCUUGGACCGAGGGUGGUCUCAUCUGUCCCUGUGGAGCUGGAUGCUUAAGGGAGCUCAACUUCUGGUUUCUUGGGGUCUGGUUCUCUGCACAGCUCACAUGCAUGAUGUGUCUAAUGCUCUCCCAGAUGGGAUGUCUUGCUUCCAUCCUCAUUCCUAUUUAGUGGACCAUUGACAAUUCAUUAUUCUUUUGGCUUUGUGAUAUAUUUAGAUGCCCCAAAGUGGACCUCUUCAUGUCGCCAUGGAACCAGCACCUUCCUUCAUAUGUGGCUCAGUUCUCUGAUCGUAAGGCUCUCGUAAUGGAUGCCUUUCGUUGGGGCUGAUCGAAGUGGAGAUUCAUUUACCUUUUUACCUUUGACCAAUUGUUGCUCCAAGUGCUGUCCAGUCUAGAGUCAUACUCAGGGUGAUCCUUCUGGCUCCUCGGUGGCUGGUCGAGCUUUGGUUUUCAGUUCUCCUGACCUGGUUUCUGAACGCAGGCAUUUUUCUACAGCUUUACCUCUUCAGUCAGAUUAGCCAGGCAGUGUACUUUACUGGUUCAAACUUCUCUUCUCUUUGCAUCUGGAGUUUUAUUUAUUUAUUUUUUUGCAUACCUAUUACCAUUUAUAUGGUGAGUAGGUGGCUGGUUUGUUAAGUGUCCCAUCUGUCUUUCCUUGUGGCGACAGUAUGAAUUUGCCUGGUGCUCAGUUCACAAUUUAUCUUUUCAUCAUCUUCGGUUUUGGUCAGGUGUGUUCUGUCCUUUUUGUCUUGGUUGUUUUUCAAUUGGCAUCCCGUGUGCGCAUUUUUUCACUUCCAGCCUGUUCAUGCUCCUCCAAAGCCAUCCUGAUCUCUUGGGACAUGGUUUUGCCAUUUUCUCUCAUUGUCAAGGUUUACGAUUUUCUCUUCAGCUCAUGAAUCUUUCUUAAUCUCUGUACUGUGUAGCUGUUUAAUGUGACAACUUCAUAAAAAGACCUAGAAGCAACUCCAACUACACCCAAAACAACCCUGAUAAAUUUGCAUGCCACCGAUGAAGCAAUCUUGCUUGCUGUGUGCAGAGGAAAGGUUAAGGCUGUCUUUUUGUUGGCUCUUGUUGCCACCAGGCUCUUUUCCAGAGGCAGGGGGUCAGUUCCUUUGACCCUGGUGGGUGGUUAAUUUGUCUGCAGUAUUCUCCUUAUCUGGCAAAGAAUUGAGUUACCAGGCUCAUCAUCUCAAGAUCUCAAAAAGGGUUCUUUGGAGAUUGGUGCUUAGUUGGUUUGGCCAGGGAUACAUUGUUUGUUGUGUCUGGUAGUGACUCUUGCUGCUACCUGCAAGUCACCAGUUAUGUCUUGGUAGAUGCCUUGUUUCCUUGGUCCCCUGUUCCAAGACGUGCAUUUCUCAGGCUGGCUGCAGUGUCUUAAGUCUAGCCAGCCUGUGGUCUACCUUCAGGUCCAUGAUGUUUGCAAAUACAUGGCUUUGGUCAUUGUCUUCUCCAACAUAUCCUGGGCUGAUAUUCGGGCUCGGGUUUUGGCAUUCUAACCAGAGUUCUGGUAGUCUAGUGUUCAGUCAGUGUUCCUGGUCAUGGUUGGUUGUGUGUGACUUUGGGCUGUUUCCUGGCCUGGGUUUUCCUCUUUGUCCUUGUGCUUGCUGCCUUUUCCUCCUCCAUGGUAAGUCCCAUUUUUGGUCUCUGUGAUUAGUCAAGCUUCAAGGAGCCACUGGAUGCUCCCUCCACAAACCCAGCAUUAAAUGUAAUGAAAUGGCUCUUUCUGGGGGAGCUCUGGGGGUUACCUCAUUUACCCCACUCACUCCAGGUUCAUUGGUUCAUCAGCUAUACAAAUGACUUGGGAAUUUGGCAAAGGGCUUGAGCUGGGUGGCCUGGUGGCAGUAUUCAGUAAUACAGGUAACAAGUUUUGAGCUAGUUUGAGUGAAUCCCUUGUUUUGUGUGAAUUGUUGUAGAGUUGUUUGGAGGUUUCAAGCUUCAUUUUUUGUGAACCCUCCAGCUGUCUAUAAAGCUUCGCUGACUUUCUGGCAGCUUUUCAUGAUAGAGUGACAGAUUGUCACUUGCUUCCUGCACCUCUGUGAAAGGACCAGGUUCUGGUUCUGAUCCCCAGUAGGCCAAACAUACCAAAAGUCACAUCAGUGACCUUUUAGUAUGGCACAAUAUCAGCAAGAUGGCUUCAGGGAGCCACUGGGGCUCCUCCAGAUAGGCAUUUGAUUACAUUCACCAGCCCGUCCUCAUAAACAAAGGCCAAAGUCCAUUCCAUGCACCCGCCAAACCCUGUUUUUGAAUGAAAAAUGGUUUAAACAUAACUCGCAACUAAUGACGUUCGAACACUUCUAGAACAAGUGCUUGAGGACGACUUUUGUUCAAACGACAACGCUGUAAAUGCUUCGCCCACAUUCUACAAAUACAAAUAAUUGCCAACGGAACCUAUACACCUAACCUAACCAAUGCCUAAAUAUGCACAGUAUGCUAAUAUAUAACAAUAUUAAUUUAUAUUUCAGAAAAUUCCUCUUUUGAAUGAACUGCAUGUUAAAAUUGAUGAAUCUAUCUUUGAGAUCGACCACUGGAUGGAAUGGAAUUGAUUUGAGGACGGGUUGCACUCACAGCUGGGUUUCUGUACUUAUAUUUUUAACUCGCUUUUCUCCUUGUUGUACAUAGAGUAAUUUAAAUCCCAAAUCGGAAUACUUUAGGAGAUUUACCAGAAUUAAUUUUGUUACUAAAUAUACUGUAUCCUUCCAAUACAGUACUUGGAAAAAAGUCUUCAUUCAUCAGCUUGAAUAUUGUGGCACAAGACCACACCAUGAACGUUGCUCUCAUCCUGUAACUACACUUAGGUAAUUACACGAGUGGAUCAUUUUACCAACUGGUAACAGAUUUAAAAACCGUUAUAAUAUUGGUUAUGAGGGGGGAGGGAGGUGGGGGGACCAAACAAUAAUUAAAAACUUAAUAAGCAUAGCUAUACUAAAAUAUUACAAGGUUUACAUUUUUGGCAUUAACUAUGCCAAAACUAAUAUAGAGCAGGAAAAAAGGCAGUGUGUCACCACAUACUGUAGAAAAUUGUGACAAGAAUUGAUAAAGAUGAUGAUGAUAAGGAAUUGUUUAAACUAUCCAAAAUCUGGAUUUGUACAAGAAAAAUUUAACUAGUAACAUUUUGAAAGUGGGGUUCCUCCCCUUCCUUGACAUUAACAGAGUUACAUGAUCUUAAUUGCAAGUGUCUGGCCUCCAACCUUGGGCAGACAGACAUUCUCUUAAAGAUGGAUAGGCAUACAACAUAUUUAUAUAUUGUGUUUAAAUAUGCAUAAACAUUUACUACUUGCUGUCAGGCUUGGGUUGAAGUACUUGUACUUGGUACAAGUACUUGGUAAAUAAGUACGUGGUACUUAUUUACCAGUUUUCAAGUAUGUGUACUUGCAGUUUCAUAAUUUAAUGAAAUUUACUUGAAAAAAUUCAAUUUCAAGUACUAGUACUAUACAUCCAAGCAUCUACAUGUAGUUGAAAAAUUUUACAAGUUAUAAAAUGAGAAAGAUGUGGGGAACUCACUCAUAUUUAAGCAUUUCUGACUUUGACACUCAGUUUAGCAGUACUGUACUUUGCUUCCUUGCCAGUUGCAACUUGAGAUGUCACCUUAUGGCAAAUAGUAUUUUCAUAUCAUUCACUGUCAAGGACUAGUAUGCUACCAGUUACCCAAGACAAAAGAUUACUGAGACCCUUAUUCUUUAUAUUUCUUGUGACCUUGUACCACUCUCACUUGUCGAUAGUGACUACGUAAGGGGUAUCAUGAACAUUUCUUAUCCCAGAUCAUAAUUACCAGAAACCUUCUUGUCAUUAAACUGAUGUAUGAGAGAUGUGCUAAGCUUAAAAUAAAAUGGAUAUACCACCUGCAACAUGUGAAAGCAGUCUGUAUUACUCUAGAUAUCUGGUGAAGUGGGCAAAUAUGCAUGCAUGUUGGCAUGACAAUGCAUUACAGUACUGUAUAUCCAUAACUAGUCAUGGAAGCUUCAGUCUUAGCCUGCAAGCAUUUCUAAGGGUGCCAUAGUACAGAGAGAAUAGUAUAGUAAUAUGAGAAAAAUUAAAUGGUUUGGACUAAAAGUUUUCAUCAUUGUGAUGAUUACUCACCAGUAACACAAAUACUGCACUUUCACAACCUGGUUUUGAGGUAGCUGGUUUUCUGAUUCAGGCGAGAGUGAUGAUACUGAUGAUUAUUCAGGUCUCCCUGCUCAACAUAUUCCUUAUUUUGCACAUAUGUUGCAACUGGUUAUAAAGUAUGGAAUAAAUAAUGUCCUCCAGUUAGACAAAGUAUUUGAUUAUAUAGCAAAGAUUGUAUCACAUAAAAGCAAAUCUAAAGUAUCUACAACUAUUAGAAGGUGAGAACAGUCCCCAAGCUGCAAAUAUUACACAGUGGAACACUCAAUUUAAAAUAGUUCAAACUAUGCUUGCUAUCCUAGAUGAUAAAUUUUUUCUAUAGAAGGAAUCUCUUCUUGGAGCCUAUGAAAGAAACAUAUUUCAGAACAUGUUAGAUAUAUUCUUUAAUAUUUUGAGGAAACUAGACUAUGCCCUGAGCCAAAACACAGCAUCUGUUGGCUAUGUACCCAUAUGUGUUCAUGGCUUUAGACAAUAAAUGAUAACUAAGCACAAAGGUUUUGCAAUCCACAUAACAUUGUUUUAGCCUGUAAAAUAGAACCAUGUUACUUUUAAAUUUUCUAUAAUAGAAAGACAUUACUGUGAUAUUUUAUUAAUACAAAUAUUUAAUUUU